AUGAUUUGUUCACCUGUUCUGUUCAUCUUCUGUUCCAGACACUGGCUGGCCACCUCUUUUGUGAUUUGGUAUGGCGUUCCCUACAUGUCAUACGACAUCUUCGCCAUGUACCUCAGCCAUUACUAUCGCUUCCGGGUCAAAGGUCACAAGGACUAUAAAAGCCACUCUCUACGAACCGUCAACUCAUUUGUGAGGAAAGAGUUCCUGCUGGUGCUCCAUCACAUUGCUCUACUCACCAUCCUACUGCCUGUGACUCUGUUCUUCAGGAAGGAUCAGGGUGAUUACUUCAUUGGCUGCCUCUUCCUCACAGAGCUCAGCACUCCUUUUGUUUCACUGGGUAAAAUCCUCAUUCAGCUGGGGAUGCAGGACUGCUGGCUGCACAAGGUUAAUGGUGGCAUGGUGCUGCUGAGUUUCUUCAUGUGCCGCAUUGCACUCUUCCCCUACAUGUACUGGGCCUACGGCUCCCACUACGGCAUCCCGCUCUACAGCGUUCCCUUCCAUCUGCCGCUCUCCACCAAAUUGGGCAGCCUCUGCAUCCUGGCACCGCAGGUCUACUGGUUCGUCCUCCUCUGCCGUAAAGGCUUCCGACUCUACAAGCGGCAGCGGGAUGCGCAAAACCAGGUCUCUCCGCUGUCCUCGCCCGAGCCGGUCUCAGAUAUCUCCAAGGCUGAUUAGUGAAGGUCUGUCUUUAUCUAGAACAAACAAUCAACCGACAUCACAGCUGAAGGCUAUGGCACUGCAUCUACUACUGUUACAGUACAACCAAGACUUCAUGUUAGAAACACCCUUAUUACUCCUCUUCACUUUACUUCAUUCCACGCGCACACUUACAUUUACACACGGGGCCGUAACAAUGCCACCACACUGGAUUUACUACAGUGACUUCUAAGGAGCACCUUUUAGGUCAGUUAUCGAGGGCCGUAACCCUCUUUUCUUUCUCUGAUUGGAGUAUCUGUUACAGUUUGGACUGGUGUCUUUGAAUGUCAUUGGAAUUAUCUGUUACUUUAGUUUUUUUUGGUUUUGUCCCAUGUGAAAUGCUGUCCCUGUAUACUUGAAGUACAAAAAUACACUGGUUUAAACUAGGGAAUUUAUUAUGCGUGUGGCACAGCCAUCAUGAUAAAUUCAUUGGAUUAAACCCCAGUAUUUCAGAUCACAUCCCACUCGGCUCAAAGCUCCGAUCACAUGGUAAGCAUUUCCAUGGCUGCAGUGCUGCUGUUCUUGUUUACAGCUCAUUAGAGUUCUGUGUGUUUGCACACACACUGCCCUGCUGUGACUGUUUACACUUCUCUACCACACACCGCCCUUUUCACUCUGAAGGCUGCUAAUGAAUUCUGCUUCGCUUUGUGCACCUUUUGAGCAUCCAAAGUCCUCCCAUCCACAUGAGGGCAGUAGAGAGUCGGUCCUUAUGCUUAUAUGGCAUAGACAAGACUUAAGUCUAUAGAGGGAUGAGGUCUUUGCAGGGUACAAAGAGCAAGCACAUAAUGCUUGGCUUUUAGGCCACAUGAUUUCCAGGCAGUAGUCAAAGCAAUAACACGGGGCUUCAGAGCAAUGGAUUGUGGGUAGGUGGAUAGCCCAUGUGAACACAUGGGUAAAGAUAGAAAAGUUGCAUGACAGCCUACUCCGAAAACUAAUCUUUGUAUAUCUAAAGUAUGUAAUACUGGGUUCCUACAGUCUUGAGAAGAAGGAAAAUGUCAGGGAAUUAUACAUUUGAGAUUGAGAUGUGUGGAAAAAGUCAUAAGAAGUCUUUAAAAUUCAUCAUGUCUCUAGUCAGUACAAUUUUUGUUGCUCUUUGGCUGAAUAUUUUUUUGGCUAGAUGUCACUUUUUAUGAUUACUAUGUCUACUAAACAAUUUCUAGAAAACUGUAUCCAGAAAAGACGCUGACAUUCAAUGGUCAAAAGGUUUGGGAUCCCUGGUAAUGGUGUUUGUGAGUUUGAAGUGUGAAAUGCUCUUGACGCGGGCAUGAAUUUUUAUCUUUCUGUUAACUGAGCCUACAGUUUGAGUUGUAAAUACAUUCUAUUUAAUUCUACAUUGAUGAAUAUUGCAGUAUAAAAGGGUGAUUUGCUGUUGCCUAGGGUCAUUUUUAGGGAUAAUCUGUGGCUUAUAAGAGCUUGUGUACGUGUAGGCUUAGCAAGGAACUCAGAAGCCUUUGUUUCAGGGCUUUUAACACAACCUGCAGCAUCUUUCAUAAUACAUUUAUUGAAUGCUGGAUGUCGUAUGAAUGCAGUUCGUUUUUUUUUUUUUACAGUGACUUCCAGAUUCCAUUAAGCACUUUCAGAAGUGCAGAACUGUCAGAUUAAAAUGUUGCUCUGUUCGUACCCAUGCACUCUUAUUUAGUGUUUCUGAGACAAACUGGACCUAAAGGUUGCCUUUAGCAAAUGUGUGUGUGUGUGUGUGUGUGUGAGAGACAGAGAGAAGACUUAUAAAACAGUGUGUAUAAGCUCCCAGCUCACUCUCGGGGUGAACGGGGUCUUUGCUGGACUGAAAGAGAGAGAAUGUGUGUUUUGCUCUCCCUUUCUAAAGCUUUAGUACUUUUCAAAACUAACUAUGCAGUCUUUCAAGCUGCUGUUUAUUGUCUAUGGCAACACUAUGAUUUCCUUAGUUUUGUUGAAGUGGAAUGCAUUUGGCAGAUGAUUUAGCCAUAUUAAUCAUAAUGCAUGUUAUUUCUGAUAUUUUUGUUGUUGUUGUAUUUUUUGUUGAUGCUUUUCUCCAUUGUUUUAG
Sinocyclocheilus grahami is the source of this 2719-nucleotide messenger RNA. Its product is annotated as protein FAM57B-like. Gene Ontology annotation, cellular component: membrane; endoplasmic reticulum. Gene Ontology annotation, biological process: lipid homeostasis. Bases 1 to 675 code for a protein of 224 amino acids. NCBI's taxonomy places the organism in Eukaryota, Metazoa, Chordata, Actinopteri, Cypriniformes, Cyprinidae. The record is from RefSeq and is a predicted model, not a curated record. The transcript is spliced from 3 exons.